Cladophialophora bantiana CBS 173.52 is the source of this 1026-nucleotide messenger RNA. RefSeq lists its product as uncharacterized. The transcript has 2 exons. The record is from RefSeq and is a predicted model, not a curated record. NCBI's taxonomy places the organism in Eukaryota, Fungi, Ascomycota, Eurotiomycetes, Chaetothyriales, Herpotrichiellaceae. The coding region runs from base 1 to 1026 and encodes 341 amino acids. Gene Ontology annotation, biological process: protein phosphorylation. Gene Ontology annotation, molecular function: protein kinase activity; ATP binding.
AUGGACCCAUACUCAGCAGCAACGGGAACUCUGAACCUGUUUCGAGAUGUUUACCGUGUCACGAAAUUCAUCAGUCAAACUGUGCGAGAGAUCAAGUCCAAGGACGAAGAUUGGAAGGCUUUACAAAACAAGUUCGAGCAUGAAGUCACCGCCCGCGGAUAUUUCGGUCCGAUGUUUCUCGAGAAAGACAACACGUUGGAUAAUUUGGUCACCUCUGUAGACUGUCAGCCAUGGGUAGAAGAUGUGGGAAGGGUUUUGGAGCGCCAGCUAGGGCUUCUGACUCAAUACCAGAAGCUUGCAAAUGCUUAUGAUAUAAAUUCUCAAAGACCUCCGUCGGUCGCCGCCGGUCUAUCGGAACGAAGUCCAUCCAGCUUCCGCGUCAUCAAAAAUGCUUUUAUCUUCGACUACCCAGAGGAGAACUGCGACAAAAGCGAUGUCAUAAAUCUCCUCUCGCUGCUCGAAGGCGUGAAAACGACCUACCGGCACCUGUCGCUUAACUUGCGAUUUCGCAUUGCUAGCACAAUUACAAAAACAGUUGCCUCAUUUCAUGCUGACGGCUGGAUUCACAAAUCCAUUCAUUUGCGAUCUGUGGUCAUUUUUAGGUCCUCGGAUCCGGCCCCUGAUUUCGAGAAGCUCUACCUGGUGAACUUUGCACAUGCCCGCCUAGAGAUGGUGGAAACAAAUCGUCUUCAAUUCGAAGUUGAAGGAGACAUCUACCGGCAUCCGAAAAAGCAAGGGUUGCUCUCCGCUAAUUCCACUCGCAUCCAUGAUGCCUACGCCCUUGGUAUCUUGUUACUUGAGAUUGGACAGUGGAAGGCGGCCAGUCGUGUAUCCACCGAUCGCUUUGGGGCUGAACCAACAGCUGCAACGUUAGUCAAAGCCCAAGAGGCAUUCGUGUCUGCUGCUGGCCAGUAUUUGCCUCACGCAACGGGCGACGAAUACUCACAAGCCGCCAGAAUAUGUCUGUCUGAUGAGCUAGCGUCGGUGCAAAAGCGGACCAACUUCAGCCUCAUAUUUUUGGAAUGA